AUGGGGAACACUGGUGGUUGUCCAACCUGAUGGAUGCGCCUAUACAUUUGGGUCCCUUGUCAUGGCAGCAUGAAAAUGUCCACGUCUGAGCUCCCUGGUGGACCAUAGACCUGCAGCGUCUGAGAACUGUCUUGUCCCUUUUGAAGGAGACAGGAAUGUCGUAGCAGCACGUUUGCCCCAAGAUCAUGCUGGGCGCACUCCUCAGACGCAACAUGUCCCACAAGCUCAGCGUGCUGCUUCUGCUCUUCGGCCUGGCCUGGGGACUCCUCUUGCUGCGCUACACCCUGCAGCAGCCCCGCCACCAGACCAGCGCUCAGCUCCGCCAGCAGAUCCUAGAGCUCAGCCGGCGUUACGUCAAGGUCCUGACUGAGGAGAACCAGAGAGCGCCCGGCGGACCGCAGGGAACCACCAUGGCGGGUUACGCUGACCUGAAGAGGACGAUAGCGGUGUUGUUGGACGACAUUCUGGAGCGGCUGGUCAAGCUGGAGGGGAAACUUGAUUUGGCGGCCAACGCCUCCGUCACAAAUACCUCCCAUGGGGGCGUCCUGUCUUCCGCUUCCAGCGCCCCGCACAGACCCUCUAAGCAGGACCGAGCAGGAAUCCAUCCAGGAAUGUCACGCUUUAAACAUCCCCGUUCGCCCAGCAGCCAUCUAUGAGCUUUGUUUUGAUGCGUAUUGGCUCUUAGCUCCGCCCACUUUUGCUGAAUCAUCCCAGGACGUCCUGACCGUGGAAGGAAGGGAAGCUUCUGAAAAGAAACCUCUUUUUAUUUCAAGCACUUGGUUUGCCAUUGUUCUAUCAUGGAGCAUUACUGGAUGGAUCUUUCAGGCAGAAACUCAAACACACUCUGGUCUGGGAUGCCCCGUUCUUCACUUAUUCACGAGUUCCUGCUUGAGUCGACAUUCAGUGGAACCUCCAUUUACAAACUGAAUUGGUUCUGAACAGGGAUCUUAAAGGGGAACUACGCUUUUUUCUAAUGUGCCUAUCAUUCACAAUCCUUAUGUAAGACAAGAACACAUGUUUUUCUUUUUUACGCAUUCUAACUCGUAAAUAAAUGGAGCCUAUAGGAGAAGCUCUACUCCGCCUAUAAAGUGCUUAAAAAAAACCUUCCAUCAAGGUUUAUGAUAUACAGUCAUGGCCAAAAAUAUUGGCACCCCUGCAUUUCUUCAGGUAAUGCACCACUUCUCCCAGAAAAUUGUUGAAAUUACAAAUGCUUUGGU
Entelurus aequoreus (snake pipefish) is the source of this 1217-nucleotide messenger RNA. It is a transcript of the gene ccdc126, whose product is annotated as coiled-coil domain containing 126. Lineage: Eukaryota; Metazoa; Chordata; Actinopteri; Syngnathiformes; Syngnathidae. The record is from RefSeq and is a predicted model, not a curated record. The transcript has 3 exons. The coding region runs from base 186 to 656 and encodes 156 amino acids.